This is a messenger RNA of Suricata suricatta (meerkat), 1648 nucleotides long. It is a transcript of the gene LMO2, whose product is annotated as LIM domain only 2. Gene Ontology annotation, molecular function: transcription coactivator activity; DNA-binding transcription factor binding. The transcript is spliced from 5 exons. The record is from RefSeq and is a predicted model, not a curated record. Gene Ontology annotation, cellular component: nucleus. The coding region runs from base 16 to 915 and encodes 299 amino acids. NCBI's taxonomy places the organism in Eukaryota, Metazoa, Chordata, Mammalia, Carnivora, Herpestidae. Gene Ontology annotation, biological process: positive regulation of transcription by RNA polymerase II.
CAUUCUGAAAGGGGCAUGAGGUUUCAAGCUCCCCCCCCCCCCCCAGGGCAUUCUGGGCAGUCUGGUUUCUGUCUGAGGGAGGAAGAGUGUCUAUUCAUAGGCCGUGAUGUGGAGAGGCCCUGCCGUGAGUCAGACUCUUGCCGGCUACCUACCAGAGGGUUCCUGUCUUUUUCUCUCAGUAACAACAGUUCUGAAAAGGAGUUAUUUUUUCAACCAGGACUUGAAGUAACUGGCGGAAAAGCAGGGAGCGCGGUGACUGUCCUUGAGCGCGGAGGGGCGAGCUCGCCGCCGGAGCGCCGGAGCAAGAGGAGGCGCAGGAGCGGCGGCAGCGGCGGCAGCGGCGCCCGAGCACCCGAGGGGGUCCGAGCCCCGGCAGCUGGCCAGCCCCGUGCCACAAAGGGAGCGCCCCCGCCACUUGGCACUCCGCCUCCCUCCCCAAUGUCCUCGGCCAUCGAGAGGAAGAGCCUGGACCCGUCUGAGGAGCCAGUGGAUGAAGUGCUGCAGAUCCCCCCAUCCCUGCUGACAUGCGGCGGCUGCCAGCAGAACAUCGGGGACCGCUACUUCCUGAAGGCCAUCGACCAGUACUGGCACGAGGACUGUCUGAGCUGUGACCUCUGCGGGUGCCGGCUGGGCGAGGUGGGGCGGCGCCUCUACUACAAGCUGGGCCGGAAGCUCUGCCGGAGGGACUAUCUCAGGCUCUUUGGCCAAGACGGUCUCUGUGCAUCCUGUGACAAGCGGAUCCGUGCCUACGAGAUGACGAUGCGGGUGAAAGACAAAGUGUAUCACCUGGAAUGUUUCAAGUGCGCCGCCUGUCAGAAGCACUUCUGUGUGGGCGACAGGUACCUCCUCAUCAACUCUGACAUAGUGUGUGAACAGGACAUCUAUGAAUGGACUAAGAUCAAUGGAAUGAUCUAGGGCCGCAUCCCCCAGCAUCUCUGGGGGGUGUUUCACUGAAGUCACUGUCUCCGUGGGGUCUUCAUUCUUGGGCACUCUGGGGAUUGGAGGGUGGGAUGAGGCACUUCUUAGGGGAUGGUGGACCCUCUCUGGGCACCAAGACACAGCAUCCAAGUGACAUAAUACGAGGGACAAGACUUAACUGUGACGGAAUGAUCAGCCUUGAGGGAGAGCUUAUGGACAAUGGCCACCGCCUACCCAUAGUAACUGACAAGGUUAGUGAAGGACAGGAGUGUUGGGCAGGCAUCGUGUGCCCUCAACCUAGAACUUCACACUUACAGAGGGACUUGUGUAAAGAGUCAUUAGGACCUUGACCCCUGAAAAUUAGAGCCCUGCUCCCAUCACUGUCCCCCACACGAGGGAAGGACAGAGAGGAGAGUGGCCAUCCUUUCUUCUUGGCCACCUUCCCAAGGCCUUACGCUUUGGACCCAAGGGAAGCUGCAUGGAGACACAUUUCAGUGGAGAACGGAAACUGCAACUUUCAACCAAACAAUUAUUUAAAGCGAUGCUAAUGAAUCACUGUUUUUAGACGCCCUGGUUUUGAGGUGAGGAGUUCCACAGAUUGUUUCUAUACAAAUGUAAAUCUAAAAACAAAAGUUGUUCAACUAUUUUAUUAUCUUAGAUUAUAUCAAAGUAUUUGCUGUGUGUAGUUAAAAAAACUCUGCAGACAAUAAAAAUGACAGAUUAAAAUGAA